Setaria italica (foxtail millet) is the source of this 3882-nucleotide messenger RNA. RefSeq names its product protein DWARF 53. NCBI's taxonomy places the organism in Eukaryota, Viridiplantae, Streptophyta, Magnoliopsida, Poales, Poaceae. Gene Ontology annotation, molecular function: ATP binding; ATP hydrolysis activity. Bases 169 to 3549 code for a protein of 1126 amino acids. The transcript has 3 exons. The record is from RefSeq and is a predicted model, not a curated record.
CACCUGCUCUCCCUGGCUGGGCACCUGCCAUGCCACCGGAAGGACCUUUUGCGGUCACGCCCUCUGCCUUGCCGUCAUUUCCCUUUUCAAUUCUCCCAAUUUUACACUCUGCCCCCAUGCCCAGUCAAAUCUAAUCCCACCCAAGUCCUAGCCCAGGCGCAGGCAGCCAUGCCGACGCCGGUGCCCGCCGCGCGCCAGUGCCUCUCCCCCGCCGCCGUAGCCGCCCUCGACGCCGCCGUCGCCUCCGCGCGCCGCCGCGCCCACGCCCAGACCACAUCCCUCCACCUCAUCUCCUCCCUCCUCGCGCCCACCGCCGCCCCGCUGCUCCGAGACGCCCUCGCCCGCGCUCGCAGCGCCGCCUACUCCCCGCGCCUCCAGCUCAAGGCGCUCGAGCUCUGCUUCGCCGUCUCCCUCGACCGCCUCCCCUCUUCUUCUUCUUCGGCAUCUUCUUCCCAAAAGGAAAAAGAAAAGGAAAAUGAAUACUCCGAGCCCCCUGUGGCCAACUCCCUCAUGGCCGCCAUCAAGCGCUCCCAGGCCAACCAGCGCCGCAACCCCGACACCUUCCACUUCUACCACCAGCCCACCUCAGCCACCUCCCCCAACGCCGUCAAGGUCGACCUCUCCCACCUCGUCCUCGCCAUCCUCGACGACCCCCUCGUCAGCCGCGUCUUCGCCGACGCCGGAUUCCGCAGCGGAGACAUCAAGCUCGCCAUCCUCCGCCCCGCGCCGCCCAUGCCGCUCCUCGGCCGACUCCCCACGCGCGCCCGCCCGCCGCCGCUCUUCCUCUGCAGCUUCGCCGCAGCCGACGACGCCCAGGUCCCCUCGCCCGCCGCUGCCGUCGCAGGCGCAGCCCCGGGGGAGGACAACCGCCGCCGCAUCACCGAGAUCCUCUCCCGCGGACGCAACCCCAUGCUCGUCGGCGUGGGGGCCGCGUCCGCAGCAGCUGACUUCGCCACCGCGUCGCCCUACCGCAUCCUCCCCGUCGGCCCCACCCCCAUCAAUAAUCCCAAUCCCAAUUCCAAUUCCGGCCUCAUCUUGAGCAUCGGCGACCUCAAGGACCUUGUCGCCGACGACGACCCCGACCUGCAGGAGAGGGGACGCCGGGUCGUGUCCGAGGUCACGCGCCUGCUGGAGACGCACAGAGCAGGCCACACGGUCUGGGUCAUGGGCUGGUCGGCCACCUACGAGACAUACCUCGCCUUCCUCUCCAAGUUCCCGCUCGUCGACAAGGACUGGGAGCUCCAGCUCCUGCCAAUCACCGCCGUGCGCGACGCAGGCACUGCAGCCGCCGGAGUCAUGCCUCCCGCCACCACUGCCACUGCCUUGUCCAAGCCCGCAAGUACAAGCUUGAUGGAGUCAUUUGUUCCUUUUGGAGGUUUUAUGUGCGAUACCUAUGACGCAAAUAGUCUCAUGCCAUCAGGCCCUCGGUGCCAACAGUGCAAUGAUAGAUAUGAGCAGGAAGUUGCAACUAUCAUUAGAGGGAGUGGCAUUACAGCUGAAGCUCACCAGGAAGGUCUACCAUCUCUGCUGCAGAAUGGCAGCAUGAUGGAUCCUAACAGUGGGUUUGAUGCAGUCAAGGUUAGAGAUGAUCAGAUGGUAUUGAAUACAAAAAUACUGAAUCUACAGAAGAAGUGGAACGAGUACUGCCUGCGGCUCCACCAAGGUUGCCAGAGGAUCAACAGAGAUCCUCACCAGUUAUUUCCACAUUACAUUGGUGUUCCAGCUGACAGGGAAACAGGACCAAAUCCAAGCCAAGGUUCAGAGGCAGUUGCACUUCAAAGGGAGGUUAUCAAACCUUCUGCGGUGUCUGCUUCACAUACCAACACAACUGCAAAGAGUAUUUCAUCGCCAUCUAUUUCCAAUCAAAGGAAUGCAGACCUUGUGUUGAACCUUCAAGUCAGGCAAUCAAAGAGUGAUGAACCCCUUCAUGAUAGGGGUGUGCAAUCCCAACAUAGCAAUUCAUCCAAUUGUGACAACCGUGAAGAUCAUGUGUCACCAUCAUCUGCUGCAGCUGUGGCAACUGACUUGGUUUUGGGCACCCCUCGCGGAUCUUCUUCCAAGGAUUCAAGUAAUGCCCUCUGUAAACAUGUAGAGGAUGCUGAGGGGUCGAUCCAGCCGAUGCCCAAGAAGGUUGAUGAUUUGAAUCUGAAGCCUCCCCAGUUCUCUGUACAGCCUUACUAUUGCUCCAGGAGUUCCUCAAACUGGGGUCAAAGUCAAACAUCACCUAGUGCUCUGCAUUCAGCAGCUCCAGGAGGCAUUUCUGCCUUUGGCCAAUGGCAGAGGCCUUCACCCCUUGCAGCACAAAGUUUUGAUUACAAGCUACUCAUGGAACGCCUGUUUAAGGCAGUUGGGAGGCAGGAGGAAGCCUUGAGUGCUAUUUGUGCAUCCAUCGUGCGGUGCCGGUCAAUGGAGAGGCGCCGUGGUGCACACAGGAAGAAUGACAUAUGGUUUAGUUUCCAUGGCCCCGACAGCAUUGCCAAGCGGAGAGUUGGUGUGGCACUUGCAGAGCUGAUGCACGGUAGCUCAGAUAACCUGAUAUAUUUGGACUUUAGCGUCCAGGACUGGGGCAACUCCAAUUUCAGAGGAAAGCGUGCCACAGACUGUAUUUUUGAGGAGUUGAGAAAGAAGCGGCGAUCAGUUAUAUUCCUUGAGAAUAUCGACAAAGCUGACUUCCUUGUUCAGGAGAGUCUGACUCAGGCCUUUGAGACUGGCAGGUACAAAGACUUGCAUGGGGGGAGGGUGGCUGAUCUCAAUGACUCGAUUGUGGUGUUGUCUACAAGAAUGAUCCGAGGAUGUCAAGAAGCCUCUGUUGGGAUGGGAGAGGGCCAUGCUUUGUCGGAAGAAAAAGUUCUGGCAGCUCGUGGACAUCACCUGAAGAUCAUAGUUGAGCCAGGCACAGCAAACAUCGGUGGAGGCCCUGGAGGUAAAGUGGUAGUUUCCUCCAGGCAUUCCUUGAGCGACAUUCAAGCAUCUUUGUACUCCAGUUCCUUCAGUAAGAGGAAGCUUAACAUAUCUGAUGGUGGAGAAAAGGUAGAAGAACCAUCGAGCACUUCAAAGCGUCUGCAUAGAACAUCAAGCGUUCCAUUUGACUUGAACCUUCCUGUCGACGAGGCUGAAACCCAUGAUGGCGGCGACGACAGCAGCAGCAGCCACGAGAACUCGUCUGGUGAUCCAGAUGGAUCUGUUGACAACCUGUUGCGUUCAGUCGACGAGUCAAUCAAUUUCAAGCCGGUUGAUUUUGGCAAACUCUGCGAGGAAUUGCUGCAGGAGUUUACCAACCGCACGAGCAAUGUUGUGGGCUCUGGGUGCAGGUUGGAGAUAGAUGUUGGGGCUAUGGUGCAAAUAGUGGGAGCAGCAUGUGCAUCAGAUUCAGGGAAGAGGCCCGUGCGGACAUGGGUGGAGCAGGUGUUUGUGAGGAGCCUUGAGCAGCUGAAGGUCAAGUGUAAGAACGUGAGCGCGUGUACUCUGAGGCUGGUAGCGUGCGAGGAUGAGCUUCUGAAAGAUGAAGGUUUUGGAGGUCUGCUUCCCUCAAGAAUUUUCCUGGAUUGAUGAUUAUGAUGACGUGUAAGUAUUGGUAGCUGUAAGUAUAUAUUGGUUAGCCACCGUCACAGUAUAUACUUAUUACUAGUAGUAUAGUGGCGGUAUUGAUAGUAUAUAGCAUCAUAUUAUCAUUAUUUGGUGGCCGCUGAUGGAAUAAGCAGCAAAGCAGUCUAGUUGAUGUCCAUGUCUUGGGGUUGCUGUAAUCUAAUCUGGUCGAAUCAGCAGUUGAUCGAGCACAGAUAGGCUGCUGUAAAAAUGUUGCUGUACUGCUGUGCCACUGCCUAGUCAACAACUCUAUAUGAAUCAAUCAGGCGGCAUGUAAUAUUAUUAUUAUUUGUGUCA